Messenger RNA from Penicillium psychrosexuale, 1791 nucleotides. RefSeq names its product putative amino acid transporter. Gene Ontology annotation, biological process: amino acid transmembrane transport. The transcript is spliced from 3 exons. The record is from RefSeq and is a predicted model, not a curated record. Bases 1 to 1791 code for a protein of 596 amino acids. Gene Ontology annotation, molecular function: L-amino acid transmembrane transporter activity. Lineage: Eukaryota; Fungi; Ascomycota; Eurotiomycetes; Eurotiales; Aspergillaceae. Gene Ontology annotation, cellular component: membrane.
AUGUCGAAUACAUAUCAAGGCAACAGGAAUGGUAGCCUCGCUGCGCCUCGAGACUCACUAGAACUCGCCUCCCUCGCAUCCUCAUCUCCUGGCUCCGUAGGCGGGUCAUCACGCUCCUCUUCCCCCGACGGUGUCUCUUCAUCCCGCAAGCUCUCCCUUGAGGACGAAGAUCCUCUCGCAGAAUCGCAUCAAGAUGCCGAGCUAGGGCGCCGUCACAGAGCUCAGAGCUCAUUCUCCAUAUCCUCAGCUUUUGAUUUCGGGCGCAAUCUGUUCCCGCUGUCGCAAACACAGGGUGGCUACGCGCCCCUAGGUACUCCGUCCGCGGACAGACUAGGGUUCACAGACGGAUCGCUGGAGCGGAAUAAAACAUUGACAUAUCUGAAUGGGCUAUCACUCAUCGUUGGGCUGAUUAUUGGAUCUGGUAUCUUCUCGUCACCGAGUCAGGUCAAUGCCAACGCGGGGUCGCCGGGCGCCUCGCUCAUCGUUUGGGCUGUGGCUGGUCUACUGGCCUGGACGGGCGCUGCUAGCUAUGCAGAGCUGGGAGGAGCAAUUCCGCUGAACGGAGGCUCGCAGAUCUAUCUGUCCAAGAUCUUUGGAGAGCUGACGGGUUUCCUUUUCGCAUGGUGCGCCGUGUUAGUAUUGAAACCUGGCUCUGCGGCGAUUAUCUCUCUCAUCUUUGGCGAAUACGUUGUCCGUGCGUUUGUGGGCGCUGAUGUUGGCGACGUAAAUCCUUGGAUCAACAAGGGUGUUGCAUUUGGAGGGCUUGUCGCAGUGACUCUGCUCAAUUGCAUCUCCACCAAGUUCGCUACCCGCAUUGGUGAUUUCUUUAUGUUCUUCAAGUUCGUUGCUCUGCUAGGUGUCACAGUCAUCGGGAUUAUAGUUGCUGUGACUGGCUUCUCGGCUGGAGGCAACGCAAAUGAAGAAUGGAAGACGACAGGAUGGUUCGAGGGAACCACCACCGAGAUAUCUGAUUUUGCAGUGGCCCUGUAUGCAGGUCUUUGGGCAUUUGACGGCUGGGACAAUACCAACUACGUGACGGGCGAAUUCAAGAACCCAAACCGCGAUCUGCCCCGAGUCAUCCACACGGCGAUGCCACUGGUCAUCAUCUCCUAUCUGCUCGCCAAUGUCUCAUAUUUCCUUGUUCUUCCUCACUCCACCAUUGAGGCAAGCAACACCAUCGCCGUCCAAUUCGGCGCAAAAGUAUUCGGCGCCCCCGGAGCCUUGAUUUUAGCUCUCGUCGUCUCAGCCAGCUGCUUCGGAGCUCUAAACGCAACCACCUUCACAAGCGGCCGACUAGUCUACGCAGCCGGCAAGGAAGGGUAUCUCCCCUCAAUAUUCGGCCGGAUCGGUCUCCACGCCUCCUCGCAAGGCCCUCCAGCAAGCAGCCGACUACGCCGCCGCUCCUGGGCCAGCAGGGCCCUCUCCCGUUUCUUCGGCGAUAACUCCAGACUCGGCUUCACGCCAAUAUAUGCCAUGGCUUUUAACAGCGUCCUAACAACUAUCUACAUCGUCGUCGGCGAGUUCGGCACCCUCGUCACUUUCUACGGUGUAGCCGGAUACACCUUCUACUUCCUCACCGUUCUCGGCCUGAUCGUCCUCCGUAUCCGUGAACCCCUGUUGGAACGUCCCUACCGCACCUGGAUCACCACACCCAUUAUAUUUUGCUGCCCCUUGCAAACGCUCAUCGUCGUCGCGUUCAUCAUCACCGGCGUGCCCGUCUACUACUGGCGUAUUUAUAAGCGAGAUGGUCGGAUCGAUCUUCCCAGCUGGAAAUUCUGGAAGCGCCAAUAA